AUGGCUGAAGGCAAGCCGUUUGCAACCCCGCACCGUGACCGCUUUCUCCUGCUCGUUUCAACCCCUGAGCAGAUCGAAGAGCUGGCCGUAGAGUCAACGCGGAAACACAGUAAACUCUCAAGCCAAGGGAUCAUGGUCGACACGUUAAACCCCGAGUUCACACUUAACGCAAAAAAGGAAGACCCUGCAGGAUUCAUCGCUCCGAAUUUGCUAAAGCACAAGAUCCGCAAACACCUCUCUAGCAUGUAUUUGCCAAUGCGUUGGACUGUAGAAGACGCUUUUAGAAAAGAAAUGAAAGGCAAGCCACUCGGUGACGGAUGGUCGCGGGUUCCGCUGUGCUAUGUUGCAAAUCGAAUAACAGCCCGAAUGAACAACUUGCUACUUGUUGGCGAAAACCUUGCAAGCAAUCCCACCUUUUUUGAAUCAUCGAUUCAAUUCGUGACUGACGCUACAAUUACAUUGGCAUUUUUUAAUCAUAUACCAAAAAUUUUGUACCGCCCCAUAAGCUUCAUGACAAUGAACUGGAGCGGUGGCCGAAGCAAGGCAAAAAGUCUGCUCAUGUCUGAAAUAUCAAAAAGAAGAAGUGAGAGCUCAGAGGAGCAAGGACUGUAUAAGGAUUGCAUGCAAUGGGUGAUUGAAUCGUCGCGUGACAAGUCUACAGAAUAUAUUGCAAGGCAAUUACUUUCUCUCACGCUUGGCGGGGCGCAUCAACAACCGAUGUUUGCAGCAUUUGUGCUUUACAACUUGUGUCUGCAUUCGGAAUAUAUUGAAACACUGCGGGCAGAAAUUCAUACGAUCAGAGACAACGAGUUCGACAAGUUGAACAAUGGAACUCCGUAUCUUGAUAGCUUCCUUAGGGAGGUUGGGCGACUAAACCCGUUGACCAACAUUGCGUUGCCUAGAAAAGUCAUGUCGCCAUUCACAUUUGCGGACGGCACUUAUGUUCCAAAACACAAUUGGAUAUGUGUCCCACAUACACCCCUGAUGACCCUUCCCAAUGCCUACUCGAAUCCAGAGACCUUUCAAGGGUUUAGGUUUGUGGACACGGAAGGUAAUCGCUCUACUUCGAGGUUUUGGGAUAUGAGCCGGGAGUUUCCUUUCUGGGGCAACCCAAAAACGGGUUGCCCGGCUCGAUACUUUGUAUCACUGAACAUGAAGAUGAUGGCCAUUCACUUCCUUGAAAGUUAUGAUUUCAGGGUCGCCAAACAGGCCAUCCGUCCAACUUUCUCGUAUCAUGUAUUAGAGAUGCCGCAUCCCUUACUGGCGAUCGAAAUCCGGGCUCGAAAACCAGAAGCAUAG
This is a messenger RNA of Venustampulla echinocandica, 1299 nucleotides long. RefSeq lists its product as uncharacterized. The record is from RefSeq and is a predicted model, not a curated record. NCBI's taxonomy places the organism in Eukaryota, Fungi, Ascomycota, Leotiomycetes, Helotiales, Pleuroascaceae. Gene Ontology annotation, molecular function: heme binding; oxidoreductase activity, acting on paired donors, with incorporation or reduction of molecular oxygen; iron ion binding. The coding region runs from base 1 to 1299 and encodes 432 amino acids. The transcript has 8 exons.